Mustela lutreola (European mink) is the source of this 792-nucleotide messenger RNA. It is a transcript of the gene DRGX, whose product is annotated as dorsal root ganglia homeobox. Gene Ontology annotation, molecular function: RNA polymerase II transcription regulatory region sequence-specific DNA binding; DNA-binding transcription factor activity, RNA polymerase II-specific. The record is from RefSeq and is a predicted model, not a curated record. Gene Ontology annotation, biological process: regulation of transcription by RNA polymerase II. The transcript has 6 exons. NCBI's taxonomy places the organism in Eukaryota, Metazoa, Chordata, Mammalia, Carnivora, Mustelidae. Bases 1 to 792 code for a protein of 263 amino acids.
AUGUUUUAUUUCCACUGUCCGCCGCAGCUAGAGGGCACUGCACCCUUUGGCAACCACUCUCCAGGAGAUUUCGAUGAUGGGUUUCUGCGCAGAAAACAGCGCCGGAACCGGACGACGUUUACUCUUCAGCAGCUGGAAGCUCUUGAGGCAGUCUUUGCCCAAACACACUAUCCCGAUGUCUUCACCAGAGAAGAGCUAGCCAUGAAAAUAAACCUCACAGAAGCCAGAGUGCAGGUUUGGUUCCAGAACCGAAGGGCCAAAUGGAGGAAAACGGAGAGAGGGGCUUCCGACCAAGAGCCAGGAGCCAAGGAGCCCAUGGCAGAGGUGACGCCACCGCCCGUGAGAAACAUCAACUCCCCACCCCCGGGGGACCAGGCCCGGAGCAAGAAGGAGGCCCUGGAAGCCCAGCAGAGCCUGGGGAGAACUGUGGGUCCCACCGGACCUUUCUUCCCCUCUUGCUUGCCGGGGACCCUCCUGAACACGGCCACCUAUGCCCAGGCUCUGUCUCAUGUUGCCUCCCUGAAAGGGGGCCCGCUGUGCUCUUGCUGUGUCCCAGACCCUAUGGGGCUGUCUUUCCUUCCCACCUACGGCUGCCAGAGCAACCGCACGGCCAGCGUGGCCGCCUUGCGCAUGAAGGCCCGCGAGCACUCCGAGGCCGUCCUGCAGUCGGCCAAUCUCCUGCCCUCUGCCAGCAGCAGCCCCAGCCCCGCGGCCAAGCCGGCGCCCCCCGAUGGCAGCCAGGACAAGAACCCUCCCUCCAAGGAACACAGUGAGGGGGACAAGAGUGUAUGA